Molecule: messenger RNA, 420 nt
Organism: Sporothrix schenckii 1099-18
Lineage: Eukaryota; Fungi; Ascomycota; Sordariomycetes; Ophiostomatales; Ophiostomataceae
Exons: 1
Coding region: 1-420 (139 amino acids)
Source: RefSeq, a predicted model, not a curated record
AUGCCCCCUGAAGAGGCAAAGAAAUUAAUCGAGGCAAACCGCGCGGCUUUCGCUCUUUUCGCUUUGGAAUCCCAUUUACUCCCUACCUCCUCCGCGGAAACGAAACGCGCACCGUACACGGUAUUAUUCGUACUGAGUAACGACACGGCCAAGAAGUGGAUCGUCCGGGUCCCUGCGCACAGAGAUCAGCAGCGAGGUUGGCACCCAAAAAGAGAAAACGGGAAACACCAGCGGCGAUCCGAGAUGAAUAGUGGGCAGGCCCUGUUUUUAGGCAAAGCCGUUUUCUCGCUGGUGAGUCCUUGUGUCCCCUUGUCAUUCGUUGGUUGCUGGUGUCCCGUUGACUUUGUCUUCCCGUCAAUGAAGAAAGUCACGAGGACGGUCUUUGUCGUGCCUUUCGAGAAUCAGGCUCGACAACCGUAA